AUCCGCCAACCUGCUCUCGUACGUACGUUGCGUCGAUCAGCCGCGUACUCAAACGGCACAUACUGGCAUCAUGGCGGACGUAUUGGAUCUUCAUGAAGCGGGAGGAGAGGACUUUCCUAUGGAUGAGGAUGGUGAUGAGAGCAUCCACAAGUUGAAGGAGAAAGCCAAGAAGAGGAAAGGACGAGGCUUUGGCUCCGAGGAAGGAGCCAGGUCCAGAAUCAAAGAGGACUAUGAUACUGUGGAGCAGGAUGGGGACGAGCCAGGCCCGCAGAGAUCUGUGGAGGGCUGGAUCCUGUUUGUGACCGGUGUACAUGAAGAGGCCACAGAGGAAGACAUCCAUGACAAGUUUUCAGAGUUUGGAGAAAUCAAGAACCUGCAUCUCAACCUUGACCGCAGAACGGGUUUCCUCAAGGGAUAUGCAUUGGUGGAGUACGAGACCUACAAAGAGGCCCAGGCUGCCAUGGAGGGGCUCAAUGCUCAGGACAUGAUGGGUCAGCCUAUCAGUGUUGACUGGGGAUUUGUCAGAGGGCCCCCCAAGAACAAGAGGAGGACUGGCGGACGGAGACGCAGCAGAAGCCCGGACAGGAGGCGGCGUUGAGUACAGCAGUUGUCAUUGGCUUGACGGGGUGUCUGUCACUUUUGUCAGGCAGUUCAUAAUCCUCUCAUCUUCUCAUAAGAAACAUGUUUUUGUACAAUAUUUUGGACUUGUUUGCCAUCUAGUUGUGCGAUUUUUAAAAUAUUGGGAUAAAGUGUUUUUGAAAGCUUGAAUAACAAGAAUCAAUCGGCCUAACAGCAGCAUUUUCAGUUUAUUGUAAAUUGCUUAUGCUGCUUUAAAAUGCAACAGAAGGAUAUCCAUCCAGUGAUUUACUUUCAACACCAACAUGGUUAUGAUUCCCUUAAAAAUGUUGUUUGUUUUCUCAAUGGUGCGUACAUUUUGCUUUGUUUUAUAAUACUUUGGGGGGAAAUUAAACUUUUUAAAAGGUACUUGUGUGCACUGUUGUGUUUUUAUUUAGCUGUGCUGAUGACGUAGAGUUCACGUCAUCCUAGAUGACCUCACCCAUGCAAUGGUGCCGCCCCAGCUAUUUAAUCAACUCCAAAGCACCUGUCACUCUGGGCUGUGAGUGCCACACUCAUAGGCUACUUGGACAAAACCCACUUGCCCGUUAUUUUUUUCUGCAGCCAAUUGGCAAGCGAAUGCUUUGCACUCUGUCCCUCUCAUUUGGUGUUUACUCUAUUGGGGGAACAUCAGUCAAAGACCUCGGGGAUGCCCAUUGGUUCUUAAGAAUGUCAAUGAAAUCGACUCUUCUCUCUGAUUGGAUGGAUCUUCUUGGAGGGGGCGGGUUCAAAUUCCUCGGUUGACGUUGUUGUUGUAAGUGGUGUAGAAAUUACUUUGUCGGUGGUGUUGGUCCUGUUUGGGAUUUUUACGCGUUGUUCCCCUAAUGAAGAUGCUAAAAAGUUAGGAAUUGUUUGUCCUGGAAACGUGUACGGUAUUCACAAGUUGGUACUUGCCGGGAAACUAAAUGGGACGAUGACAAAAUCCUCUGCGAGGCCGUUGAAGGUAAGCUUGUAAAGAGAUACUCUGGCUACUAGCGUUAGCUACUGUUAGCUGCUGAUUAGCCAGGCUUGUAGUAGCCACUUGCUAUAGCUAAAUGUUACGGUUCAGUCUACGGAGAAAUAAAUAAAUAAACACUCCUUUGCAAUGAGAAUUCAUGCACACGUACGGCAGUUUGAUGUAACCGACUAAUACGUGAAAUUAAAGUUAAUAGCUUGAGUGUAAACCGUGCACGAACCCCAUGCGUUUGAACGCCUCAAAUGCGUUUAUGUAAGCAUGUGUAUUGUUUGAUAUUUUCUGUCAAAGAUCAGUCGUAGCCGUAAUGGCAGGCUCUGAUUCAUCAUUUUAGGACGGAAGCAUUGAUAUGCAUCUAUUAUAUCUGUACACUGAGCAGGUUGGCGAGCAGAAGUGGUCGCUGAACACGUUAGCUUUUCUUUUUAAGCUGUCAACUUACGUUUAUAGCUGCGUGCACGUUCAACAUUUUUUUUUUUUUUAAAGUUGUGCUGAAUGGGAGAUCAGUUCUGUAUUCACGCUUUUUAUCAGUUUACGUUUUUGCAUGAAUAAUUCACUUAAAUUGUCAUAGCUAGCUUUCUAAUAGCUCACAGUCACGAUUCAGAUUAUCCGAGCUAAGGUGCAUGCGUAACGUGACAUUUACUUAUUAAUUUGGGGUGGCGGGGGGGGUUGUGGAGUAAAGUCCUUUUUCACUAACGGGCAAUUCCUAACGUGUAACCCAAAAAAGACUCGUGUCAUGAAGCUAACGAUAAGUGGCUAGCGCGAGAUCAUUCUCAAAACGCUGCUACCAGAUAUGUGUGACUAACUGCUGGUUCAUUCGGUUCAGUGCUCCGUGCUCGUUUUUUUUUUUUUGUUUUUUUUUAAAAGAAACUAGGACUUAGGUUAUAGUGUAUUUUCCCACAUCCUCGCGAUGUGAGAGGGUUAGGGUUACACUUUCCCCUGAAUUAUUCAGGUCUGUCUGUGUGUGGGCUCUUUUGUUUGGACAGGCGGUCAACAAGAAAAGUAGGACAUGGGUACAAGUUCCUCACAGGGACUGUUUAUGUUGCUAAAAAAAGCCAUAACCUGAGUAGGAAACUCCACAUAAAAGGUUGAUUUAAAGGAGCUAGGUGUUAUGUUGUAGGGAAGACGAAAUGCAUCCAAUCCUCCCACGUGAACUCAUUCCUUUCUUAUGGCACACACACACACACACAAACAAACUGCCUGUCAGUUGCAAAGAAGACUGUUGAUCAGUAGCAGUGAUGAAAAGCUGGAGUGAACUCCCAACUCAAUGCUAGUAAAUAUGCAGAUAAUCAGCCCAUGUGUUGCAUGCAUUAUUGUGUAGUUGUACAGGUCCACCAUGCACUGUGGCUAGAAGAUGAGGUGAAGGUGGCUCUGUCUGCCUUCAUUAUGCAAGUUCUCAGCACUUCAAGGAACAUAU
This is a messenger RNA of Anarrhichthys ocellatus (wolf-eel), 2981 nucleotides long. It is a transcript of the gene rbm8a, whose product is annotated as RNA binding motif protein 8A. The transcript is spliced from 6 exons. The coding region runs from base 71 to 598 and encodes 175 amino acids. Gene Ontology annotation, molecular function: mRNA binding. NCBI's taxonomy places the organism in Eukaryota, Metazoa, Chordata, Actinopteri, Perciformes, Anarhichadidae. Gene Ontology annotation, cellular component: nucleus; cytoplasm. Gene Ontology annotation, biological process: RNA processing. The record is from RefSeq and is a predicted model, not a curated record.